This is a messenger RNA of Danio rerio (zebrafish), 1163 nucleotides long. Gene Ontology annotation, molecular function: carbohydrate binding. The record is from RefSeq and is marked predicted. Lineage: Eukaryota; Metazoa; Chordata; Actinopteri; Cypriniformes; Danionidae.
AGACAGAAACAUCAGACUGAGGACAGAAACACACCAGCUCUGAGAAAUGGCUCAAACUCAACACUUCCUCCUCUUCCUCAUUGCUCUUUGCUCCAUAUCUGAAUGUGUUCAGCGUCGAUAUUUGUUUAUAAAUGAGAAGAAGAACUGGACUGAAGCUCAGAGAUACUGCAGAGAGAAUUACACAGAUUUGGCCACUGUUGACAACAUGAAUGACAUGAACCAGCUGAAGAAUUGUGUGAAUAAUGGAGGUAAUCAGAACAUCUGGAUUGGUCUUCACAAGACGAGUGUUUAUAAUUGGCAUUGGUCUUCAGGUGAUCCUGCGCUCUUUCUGAACUGGACAUCUGGACAACCAGCCGGCAGUGAUGAUUGUGCUUAUAUAAUAAAUGGACAGUGGUGUGUUUGGAAAUGUAAUGUGUUCUUGCCCUUCAUCUGCUACGACAUGAGCACAGGACAGGUGUUUGUCUAUCAGCUAGUGAACUGGAGAGAUGCUCAGAGUUACUGCAGACAGAAUCACAUUGAUCUGGUCAGUGUGAGGAACCAGAAUGAGAGUCAACAGCUGGAGAAGUUCAUUAAUGACAGAAACUCAGCUGGAUCUGCAGUCUGGAUCGGUCUGUUCAGAGACACAUGGCAGUGGUCAGAUCAGAGCAACUCCUCAUUCAGAUACUGGGAUACUGUUGAACCAAAUAAUAAAGGAGGUCAUGAAGACUGUGCAGUGAUAUAUCCGGAUGAUCCAAGACAAUGGAAUGACGUCCCUUGCGACCGUCAGUAUGCUUUUGUGUGUCAUGAAGAUAAACUGAUUGUGAUCCAGCAGAAUCUGUCGUGGUCUGAAGCUCUGAGAUACUGCAGACAGAAUCAUGUGGAUCUGGUCUCGGUUCAGUCAGUGGAGAUGCAGCGUCGUGUGAUGAACGUGGUUAAACUGGCGUCUACUGAGGCGGUGUGGUUGGGUUUACACAACUACUGCAGCAUGAACAUGUGGCUCUGGCUGAGUGGAGACAUGGUGUGCUAUCAGAACUGGGCUCCAGGGAACGGCAGCACACCGGAAAACUGCCAACUGGAGAACAGAAAAGGAGCAGUUCUGUCUGGAGGAGAUCAGACCUGGAUCAGCCUUCCUGAAUCUCACAGACUCAACUUCAUCUGCACUAACUAGCAGACAAAAGACCUGU